UAGUUCAUACAUCAUGGCCAGUCUUGUAUAUGUUCUAAUAUUUGUGAUAAUUUGUAAGUUUUGUCUUUGUAAAGUAGAACUAACUGGGUUUGAUUUUGCAUAUGAAGGCGAGAAAUAUGUUUUAACAUGUCAUAUCGACACUACUGAGCGUAAUUAUGAAACAAAAUAUAACUGGUAUAGAAAUAAUGAACUGGUAGCCCGAACUGAUUCUUCCCCGGAAGAAUUAAACUGUAAAAUAUUUAAUAUUAGUCAACGUUCAAGAUAUGAAUUAAAUUGUAAACAACAUCAGCUGAUCAUUAAAUCUGUUGACCAGACUAAAGAUAAUGGCGUUCAGUGGAGUUGUAGACACAUUGGAUAUGAUACAGACCGGUUUCCAGAUUAUACCAGUACGUUUGUGGUAAAAACAGGCAGUCCACCAACCAUAACAAAUCUAACAUCAGAUGCUACCAACAACAUGCUAGAUGAAGAUUCUACUGUAACCUUAACCUGUUCUGUUGACAGUCUUCCAUCUUUAUUAAUAUCCUGGUCUAGAUCACAACAAGGGGAACAACUCUAUUCUGGUAGUCAAUAUACCAUACCUAAAGCUAGUUGUCAACAUUCAGAUAACUAUACCUGUACAGCUAGUAAUAAUAAUAGUCAACCUGUAUCUAAAACUAUUCCACUCUAUGUAAGAUGUUCCCCAAGAGAAAACACGGUAACUUUGAGAAAUAUUACUAAUAGAAUAAAUACAACAAUCAAUCUACAAGUUGAUAUAAUCGCCUACCCUCGACCAACCUUCACCUGGUACCAUAUACCUACCAGACAGAUAAUAAGUACAGCUAGAACACAACAACUAUCAACUAUAAACUAUAAAUCAACAGUAGAGAUAACUCUAAAUUCUACUCUAUUUGGUGAUUAUAUAGUAUCUGUAGACAAUGGUAUUAUUGGUGUUAAAAUCUUCACUAUCACAGUUACUGAAGAAGAACCACCAAAGCCAGUAAAUGAUUCAGUAGAAAGUAAUAACUUACCUACUAUAGUUGGUAGUGUUAUUGGUGUAUUGGCUGUUAUUGGUAUAGUAGUUGUUAUUGUUGGAGUAAUAUACCAUAGAAAGGCAUCGACAGAUAAUGAUAACACAAACGGUAGACUUGGAGCUACCCAAUGUGCAACCGAUCAACCGUUUUAUGAUGAAAUUAAUAAUCCCUCUACAACAGGAACUAAUGCUGCUACAGUACGUGAUCAUACAAACGGUAGACUUGGGGCUACCCAAUGUGCAACCAAUCAACCGUUUUAUGAUGAAAUUAAUAAUCCCUCUACAACUAAUGCUGCUACAGUACUUGUAGAUUCCACAUCAGUCUACUAUAAUACAACAAACUUGGACCACAGCGAUAUUACCAACCCUCCUCAAUACGUCAAUACACCAUCGUUAUCGACAUAUGAAGGACUGGAUGCACGAAGAACGGAAACACGCCCAGACACGUAUCAACAACUCAAUAAGUCAUCAACACCAUAUGAAGGACUUGAUAGACGAAACAAAGACCAGCCCCAACACACUUAUCAACAACUUAACAUCUACGAAAACCGUAAGAUGUGAUCAACUAACAAGUUUGUAUUCCGGUGGCUACCAGUUACGAUUGCCAAUUUAAUGAGAACAUUUGUGUUUUUGUUUCUUUUAGCACUAUUACUUCAUUGGUUUUAUUUGGCGAUUACCCAAUGGUUACGUUAUGUUUGUGGCUAUUUUAGAUAGCCUCGUCGAUCACAACAAAAAAAAAUGUUUGCGAUAUUCUGCUAAGUACUGGCUGAUUGAGAAAAACCAGUUUCGCGCGUCAUGACGUAAUGUAGUCUCGAUUGUCGUGAUACACUAUUUUACACUCGGCAAACCUCAGCAGAUUCCAGUACCCUACAUCUAGCCUCGAUUGAUGACGAAGUCCACCAUUAGAACUACUUUCAAGUUCCCGGAUUACCAACGGCGUUGCCCAUUACGACGCCUUUGAAGAAUGUUUUAUCAUACUGAUGUUUCAAAGUCUGAAGCUGUUUUUCUUUCAAGUUUAUCCGAUUUUCUUCAAACAAGGACAACUUUGCACUGAAAAUUCUACACACGCUUCGGACGACGUAAUUUUGAUAACUUAUUUUUAAAAGCGGCAGGUUUUCCUAAUAAGUAAACCGGUGACGCAUCGCAAUUGUAUAGGCGUAGGUACAUAUCACUUUCCGUCAUACAGCCUAGGCUAGAUGUAGAGUAACGGAAUCUGCCGAGGUUUGCCGAGUGACACUAUUUACUGGUUUGGUUAAUCCCGGUUGAUUUUGUUAAGCUGUAAUGUAUUUGUAUUGACCUUACUGUUAACCAAUCAUAACUAACGGGACAUAAUUAAUAAUGAAGCUAAUUUCGGUACCAGGAACUUAGUUAAUUCAUAUGUGGUAAACAAUAUCUGCUGUCAAAAACUAACCUCAACCUUUGCAAGAAAAUAACCAUGCGCCCUUUAUGACUUCUUUAUUAACCAAUCGAACAUUAAUGAUGACAAUAAUAAUUUGCCUCUUACUUAAUCUCAAUCCUAAUUCCCUUAUAAAGAUCGCACUUAAACAAUCGAAAACAAAGUAGUGACUGUUAGUGGUGCCUUCUGGGAUCCGAGAAUUGUCCCUGCUGGUGUACAACAUGGUUCGAUUCUCGGGCAUCUUUUAUUUAUUUCAUAUAUGAAUGAUGUUUGAAAUGAUAUCACGUCGAAUAUCAUACUACUGGCUGAUGACAAGCCCCUUUAUUUACUAGUAAUGGAUUCCAAGGCGGACGCGGCUAUCCAAAAUAAUGAUUUGAUUGCUAUUAUAAACUGGUCAAAGACAUGGCUUAGAACUUUCAACCAUCUAUAAACUGAAACAAUAACAUUUUCAACCAAUCUGGUAAAAAAAAUACAGAUCUAUAUUUCGUUUCGUUUUUUUUAUACUUUCAAUGACCUAUACUACAUGAAGAUCUGACCGGUUGUAGCGAUAGGUCGCGUCAGAGGUCAUACGAGCGGCCUUUGGUACUAUGACAUCAGACAUUUGAUUAACCAAUCUCAGCAUUGAUGUUACUAGUGGAUUACCCACAGUUCCGUCUAAAGCUCGCUGUAACAGACCGUGGCAUUGGCUAAUACCUCACACCAUUCAAAACACGUCAAUAAUAACAACUCUUCCGGAUACUAGUGUAGUAAAGACAAGUAAAACGAAAUUUAGAACUGUAAAUAAGAAACGAAAUAGGAUCUAUGUUUUAAUCAGAUUGCUUUUCAACUAAACAAAUUUAAAUAAACCACGUUGGCAUUUGGACACCAUCGAAUAAAAGAAACAUGGAAACAUAAACACAUUGGGCUAAAUUUUCAAACUAACUGAAAAUGGGAUGUCCAUGUUAAAACAUAUCUGUUAUACAGUAGGGAAACUUAUCAAUUUCUUAGAUAAUUAAACAUAUAUGAUGCAAGAGCUAAAUCUGCCAAUUGCAGGUCUUUCUUUAGGCCUGAAAUGUUAUCUAAAUUAUCAUUUGACACAUUAGUUUUGACGUUUUACAUUUAACUUUGGCCUUAGAGGUAUUUUGACUUCAUCAUGACCGGUAUUAGGACUCUUAAAAAUGUCCUUAUUCCAAACAAUGAUGUUUGGUCUGAUUCAGCAAAUGCCUUGCCAGAUCACCAAUAGGGUGACAGCGAUGACGGUUUCCUUAGCUGCCCUAUCACAAAACAUGAAGCCAGGGACGUCAACUGGGCACGACGGUAUCCCUGUUGACUUUUAUAAAUCAUGCCUUAUCAUUGUUAUGCCUAUUCUCACUUUGAUAUUUAAUUAAGUUUUCGACAACGGUUGUUAUACAGAAAGCUGGUCGAAAGUCCGCAUCUCCCCAUUGCAUAAGAAGGGUCCCAAAUGUGAGCGCGAAUUACAGAGGAAUCUCGUUAUUGGACUGCUUGGGUAAAAAUUACAGCUCUAUACGCAAUAGUCGUUUGCAGGAAUGGUCAGAAGCCGGUUACAGACGAAGUUACUCGACCGUUGAUCAGAUUUUUACCCUGCAGGGCCUAAUCCCAAAAUAUUUGUCCAAAGCAUGUGGGCGUUUAUACUUUUUGUAUGUAGAUUUUUUCUGUGCUUUCGAUUUAUUAAAUCGGACAAAGUCGUUGAAUCUUCUGCUUGAUAAGAGCAUUAAAGGUAAAAUGUUCACAGCCCUCAAAACCAUGACCUGUAAAGUUAAGUUCUUACAUGACUUCCUAUUUUUAUUGUACAUCCGGUGUUCGCCAAGGAUGAAACCUACCACCAUACCGGACUAGAAGAUGAAAUGGAAGGAAGGAUGGUCCAGGUUCCACACUCAACAACAAACUCCAAGGAAGAUGUGCACCGCCCUGCCAGUCAACCGGACAAAUCGACCUGAUCGAGAGAAACGACUUAUAUAUUUAUAUGUAUAUACGAUGUCUAAAUGUUUGUCCACGUUCAUCCCUGUUUUGUCCCAUAUUGGUUUGUAUGUAUGUCCCCACUUGCACUUAUCUCAUUUUGCACUUGACGCUGGCUCGCUAGCCUGGAGGUCGCGUGUUCGAUUCCUGCAUUGGCCGAGUAAGUUCAUCCAGAUUUUCCGGCGUGGUUCCCCCUUGUCAGUGAUGCAGGACGGAGGGCCUGACAAGGACAGCUGUCUAGUUCUUCGGAUGAGACGAAAACCCGAGGUCCCGUGUAUACAUUGGAAUGCACGUAAAAGAUCCCUUGGCAGUUGGAAUUCGAUAUAAGAGUAGGCGAUAGUGCCGCUGCCCGGGCAAAAUUCCCUCAUAGCACACUGUAUGGCGUAUGCCCGUCUUCAUUAGCCCAGCAUAGGAGUAGAACGUUAAACCCCAUUUCAUUUCAUUUCAUUUCUCAUUUUGCACUUGUCAUAAAACGUUUCGUCCCGUCUUUAACUGUCUUCUGUACAUAUGUAUAUAAAUAUGUAAUAAUCCUUUAAUCCCUUUUUCAUUAAUCACAUUGUAAUUAAAUUAUUGCACCAUGUAUACAUAACAUGUUAUUGUCUGCGAUAUCACCUCGGUGGAAACGGACGUAAAAUACAACUAACUCACACAUUAUAUGAAUCAAGGAGAUGUCAGGGGUAUAUUCACCAAUGAAGAUGCUAAAAAUAUAUUAAUGUUAUUAUAUGCUUAACUUAAUCUUUGUCGGGAAUUGUAUUUGUCAAUGAGUAUUAAUCAAAAUGUCAAAAGAAAUAUCACAAGACUGCGAUUAAAUUUGUUUCCAUUGGCUAGCAAAUUGUUCAGAAGAAAUCAAAACAUUUCGCCAGAAUGUCCAUUAUGAAGAUUUAUUCCAUGUUAUACUAGAAUUUAAAUAUUACAAAGAUUUAAGAGCAACCUUUUUACCGAAACAAUAUAUUUGUCAAUAUCCUAAUCGUUUUAAAUUUAGCCAGUUAUGUGUUGAUUAUGACUUUAACACCCGUCCGUCUUUAUCAACAUAUCUCCAAAAAUCACUUUCUCUCAGACGUUUGAAUUUAUGAAAUUUUAUUAGUUUAUUAUGUUACAGGCACUAUAUAUUAUUAUCAUUGUUUAAUAAAAUAUCAUGAUUAUACAAGUUUGGAAUUCUGUAAAUAGUUUCGGCUAAUAUGUAAUAUGUAUAUAGAAAUAUUUUGUAUCUAUGGAUCAUAUGAUCUGAUUACUGAAUGAGUGUCACGCUUCGACCUCUAGCUGGCCGGUCACCUCUGGCUUGUCUGGUGUGAGCGUAUGUGGCUUGGAGAUAGGGACGCCUUCUCAACCUCGUGGAUUUACUCCGGGUACUCGGGUUUCCUCCCACAGGAAAUGAAAAUAAAAAAAAGACAACUUGUCUGCGUUAUCACCUUCGGUGGAAGCGGACGUUAAACACUAAGAACAACACCUACUAUACAAUGCUAUAUACUGUCGGGGGGUCACGGUGGCUAAGUGGGUAUGAGGCUGGCUCGCUAGCCUUGAGGUCUGGUGUUCGAUCCCUGCAUUGGCCGAGAAAGUUCAUCCAGAUUUUCCGGCGUGGUUCCCAUUUGUCAGUGAUGCAGGACGGAGGGCCUGACAAGGACAGCUGUCUAGUCGUUCGGAUGGGACACUUGGAAUUCGAUAUAAGAGUAGGCUGUAGUGCCGUUGUCCGGGCAACAUUUCCCUCAUAGCACACUGUAUGUCGUAUGCCCGUCUUCCUUAGCCCAGUUCGGAGCAGAACCCAAUUUCAUUUCGCUUUAUACUGUCAAGAUUCUACAUGUACAGAACAUAAAACAGAAGUUGAGGCCUAUUUUGAUACUUUUGUCCGAUUCACUAUUGAUGCUAGCGAGAAAUGUAUUCCACACAAAAUAAGUGUAAUUCGAAGGCGGUUAUUCCAGGGUGGAACGAUCAGGCCAAGAAUAUAAGGAAUACUGCCAUGCCCUGGCAAUGGUUGUGGAAAGGGAAUAAUUGUCCGUAAUCAGGACUGCUCGCCAUCAUCAGAAGAAUGACUUGGGCAAGGUAUAAUUAUUCCAUUAGUUUAGCUGAAAAACACGAGAAUCAAACAUGUUCGAGAGAGAGAUGGGGUUUAACGUCCACUCGACACAAACUAGAUCAUUUCGGGACUAACACCUGGUUCAAUUUUAUUUCAAUAAUUCGCUUGCGCGUAGGGGUCUUUUAGCAGUGGGAGGAAACCGGAUGACCGGAAGGAAACUGGAAGACCCGGAGAAAACCCACGAGUUUGGGCAGGUGUACAACCGGGGAAUCGAAACCACACCAGUUGACUCAAUGACAGACCGUAUGAUACAGCGCGCACGUGCUAACCAUUGGGCCAUCGCCAUCUCCCACCCCACCCCACC
This is a messenger RNA of Patella vulgata (common limpet), 6736 nucleotides long. RefSeq lists its product as uncharacterized. The coding region runs from base 14 to 1570 and encodes 518 amino acids. Gene Ontology annotation, cellular component: cell-cell junction. Gene Ontology annotation, molecular function: cell adhesion molecule binding. The transcript has 6 exons. Gene Ontology annotation, biological process: cell-cell adhesion. Lineage: Eukaryota; Metazoa; Mollusca; Gastropoda; Patellidae. The record is from RefSeq and is a predicted model, not a curated record.